Cicer arietinum (chickpea) is the source of this 687-nucleotide messenger RNA. It is a transcript of the gene RPL24, whose product is annotated as ribosomal protein L24. Lineage: Eukaryota; Viridiplantae; Streptophyta; Magnoliopsida; Fabales; Fabaceae. The record is from RefSeq and is marked provisional. Gene Ontology annotation, molecular function: mRNA binding; structural constituent of ribosome. Gene Ontology annotation, cellular component: cytosolic large ribosomal subunit. Gene Ontology annotation, biological process: cytoplasmic translation.
GCGCAUUCUCCCCUAACGCAGCAGCCAUGGUUCUCAAGACUGAACUUUGCCGAUUCAGUGGUGCAAAGAUCUACCCAGGAAGAGGAAUCAGAUUUAUUCGUGGUGAUUCUCAGGUUUUCCUGUUUGUUAACUCAAAAUGCAAAAGGUAUUUCCACAACCGUUUGAAGCCUUCGAAGCUUACCUGGACUGCCAUGUUCAGGAAGCAACAUAAAAAGGACGCUGCUCAAGAAGCUGUGAAGAAGAGGCGUCGUGCUACCAAAAAGCCAUACUCUAGGUCCAUUGUUGGUGCUACUUUGGAAGUCAUUCAGAAGAAAAGAACUGAGAAGCCUGAAGUUCGUGAUGCCGCUAGGGAAGCUGCUCUUCGUGAAAUUAAGGAGAGAAUCAAGAAAACUAAGGAUGAGAAGAAAGCCAAGAAAGCAGAAGUAGCAUCUAAGGCACAAAAAUCUCAAGGCAAAGGAAAUGUUCAGAAGGGUGCUUUGCCCAAAGGUCCUAAAAUGGGUGGCGGCGGUGGGAAACGCUGAGCGUUCCAUUUUUGGUUACAUUUAAAUAUAUUUCUUUUGAAACUUCUGUAUCCGUAUAUUUGAUUUGCUUGAUUAGUCUUUUUUUGUUACGUUUUAUCAAACUUGUUUUUGGAGCUUCCAAGAGAAACCAGUGAUCGAUUUUGCUAGUUAUGUUAUUUUUUGGUGC